AUGCUACAUGCGGAGCUUCGAGAUGAGGGUAGCUACAGUUGUCGAGUGAAGAAUGCGGCAGGCGAAAGUCACGUUGACUACAAAUUGGUUGUGUUAGUAUCGCCAGAGAUCAUUAUGCUGGACAAGAACAAGAACAAGACCGUAACCGAGAACGAUGUCAUUCUGUUGAGUUGUCCAGCUACUGGGAAACCGGAGCCAACGAUUGAUUGGUACAAAGAUGGUGAACUGUUAACACAGCAAAACAUCACACGACGUAUCCGUUCUGGUCGACUGGAAGGGAAUGACCUGCGAAUCGCUCGUGUAGAAGUAUCCGACGGUGGCCGAUUCACAUGUGAGGCUAAGAAUAAAGCUGGUAUGGCCGAACAGGAUUUCACUGAACUCUCAGCUCCGCCGAGAAUCGAACGCGAAGGAGUACCAUCAGAAAUUGGUGGUAAAUCAAAGAGUACAGUGACGAUCAGCUGUCCUGCUUAUGGUCGUCCAAUGCCAACUGUAACAUGGCUGAAAGCAGGUCGCCCAUUGGACUACUCCCAAGAUGUUUAUCUAUCGGCGAACGGCAUGAAGCUGCAUUUCUUAGAUCUAAAAAAGGUAAGUUGA
Anisakis simplex (herring worm) is the source of this 594-nucleotide messenger RNA. The record is from the annotation of a GenBank genome assembly. NCBI's taxonomy places the organism in Eukaryota, Metazoa, Nematoda, Chromadorea, Rhabditida, Anisakidae.